AUGGUGGUGGUUUUAGCCUUUUACUAUGUCUUGCUGCCGCGGCGGGGCGGCCCCCUGACCGACGCCGCCCUGACCGACACGCCGCUGACGGACGCCGCCCGUACCAUCCGCCGGCGCCGCGUCUCCUUCUCUCAAAGGGUUAUCAAUGAGAAGUUCACCACAAGGAUCACUGGUGAGCAAGUUAAGAAUCAUUUGAAAACAUGGCAGAAAAGGUAUGCAAAGAUAAAUAGAUUGAAGAAGUUGAGUGGUGCCCUCUUUGAUGAAGAAAACUGCAUGAUUACACUAGAUGAGGAGCACUACAACGGCCAUGUCCAGGAUCACAAGUCUGAUGCUGAGUACUUGAACAAGCCCCUCUUACACUAUAGAGAGAUGACGGCAAUAUUUGGCAAUACAAUGGCUACUGGAAAUUUUGCAAAAGACUCAAGUGCACCUCUAGGUAGAGAGGAUGAUGAGGGUGAAAGUCAAGAAGAGGGGGAUGAGGUUACUGGGCAUGGUCCAAGUGAGGGGCAUACCACUCAAGGGGCAACGUCUUCUGCUAGUAGACCUAGUAAGAAGUCCAAGAUAGCUGAAAUGGAGGAGGAUGGGCUGGUUGCCGCCUUCAAAAGUGUAGGUGAGAACCUUGCCGCUGCCAUAAAAAUGGUAGCUAAACCUGAUAAUGAGCUGCCACCUGACCUAUUUGAUGUCUUGAACCAACUUCCUAGUUUUAAUUCAGCACACAUAUCUUUCUACUAUGCUCAUUUGGUGAGCAAUCCUCACAUUGGCAAAGCUUUCUAUAACUUGCCAUUCGAGCACAAGUUAAAUUGGGUCACAAUGUUCAUCGCUGAGAAGUUCCCUGGAAUGUAAGAGUGAUUUCAAUGAGUAGGAUGUUUCUUUUGUUAAAACUUGAUCAUGAAUUAGUGUCUAAGCUCUGAAUUUAUAUUAUGUAAGCUUCAACUUGAUGGCUGAUAUUGUAUUGCCUUGAACUUGGUA
Molecule: messenger RNA, 969 nt
Organism: Setaria italica (foxtail millet)
Lineage: Eukaryota; Viridiplantae; Streptophyta; Magnoliopsida; Poales; Poaceae
Exons: 4
Coding region: 1-843 (280 amino acids)
Source: RefSeq, a predicted model, not a curated record